Messenger RNA from Mytilinidion resinicola, 2233 nucleotides. RefSeq names its product MFS general substrate transporter. The transcript is spliced from 10 exons. NCBI's taxonomy places the organism in Eukaryota, Fungi, Ascomycota, Dothideomycetes, Mytilinidiales, Mytilinidiaceae. The coding region runs from base 1 to 1854 and encodes 617 amino acids. The record is from RefSeq and is a predicted model, not a curated record. Gene Ontology annotation, biological process: xenobiotic detoxification by transmembrane export across the plasma membrane. Gene Ontology annotation, molecular function: fluconazole transmembrane transporter activity.
AUGUCCGAUCUCAUUCGCGAAGCUCCAUUCGGACAAGUGGUCCGGUGGGUAACCAAGAACAAAUUCCUUCAAUAUCCAGAAGAGAAACCAGACUUCCAGUGUCCCCACUCCUACAACUGCAAUAACGGCGACGAGAAGCACCAUCUGCAUCAACACCAAAGCCACCGAAGCCACAGAUCAGCUGGAGCUGUUCAGCGUGAUUCUGGCGAUGCUUCAUCGACUACCGAUGCUACUCCGUUGAGCAAUCCGGAGAAUGUGGAGUCGAGCCUCCACAAGCUGGACACCCAGAGCUCAAAUGACUCCAUCACAGCUGAGGUCGAGCGGACAGGGACGCUGGGUCUUCAGCGGACGCAAACGCUUCCAUAUACCAACGAGCGCUUGGCUAUAGAGCAUGAGCUCGCAGUCGAGAAAACGAAGUCGAGGCCAAUCGUACCAGCGGUGACGUCAGACGGAACGAUUUUGGUAGACUGGUACAAUACUGACGACCCUGCGAACCCUCAGAAUUGGUCUCCGAAGAAAAAGUUCACGGUCGCCUUCCUCAUCGACCUCUAUACCUUCGUUGUUUAUGCCGGUUCUGCCAUUUAUGUCUCCAGCGAGGGACUCAUCAUGGAGCGCUUCGGCGUCGGCAAUUUCAAAGCUUCGCUAGGUCUUGCUUUGUACGUGUUGGGCUACGGCUUGGGACCGCUGAUCUUGUCACCCAUGUCUGAGAUUCCGGCGUUUGGGCGGAAUGUGCCAUAUGUGGUUACCUUUGCCAUCUAUGUCAUCUUGUGCGUGCCUACGAGCUUAGUUGAUAACUUGGGAGGGCUGAUCUUCCUACGGUUCUUGUUAGGGUUCUUGGGGAGUCCAUGUUUAGCGAAUGGUGGUGCGAGUAUGGGGGACAUGUACUCUCUUCUCUACCUGCCAUAUUCCGUAGCAUUUUGGGUAUCAGCCGCGUUUGCUGCGCCGGCCCUCGGUCCUCUCUUAUCCGGCUACGCUGUCGUUGCUGAGAACUGGCGGUGGUCCCAAUGGGAGGUCCUCUGGAUGUCUGCGCCGGUCUUCAUCCUGUUCUUCUUCUUCCUCCCCGAGACUUCCCCAGCCAAUAUCCUCCUCCGCCGCGCGGCGCGGCUGCGCAAAUUGACCGGCAACGAGAAGAUCCGCUCUCAGACUGAAAUCGACCGGAAGGGCACGAGUUUUUUGCGCGUUCUUAGCGAGGCCAUCAUUAAGCCCAUCGAGAUCUGCAUCAAAGACCCUGCCGUUCUCUUCGUGAAUGUCUACACUGCCCUUACGUACGGCAUUUACUACUCCUUCUUCGAAGUCUUCCCGCUCGUGUACCCGCCGCUCUACGGCUUCAACAUUGGCGAGACAGGCACCGUCUUCGUGUGCAUCGUCAUCGGAUGCGUCAUCGCCAUGUCGAUCUACUUUUCCUACUUACACUUCUACCUCAUUCCAGACAUCAUGAAGAAUGGAUUGCGGGCGCAGGAGUCGCGGCUCGUACCAGCGCUAUUUGCAUGCUUUGGCCCGCCGGUGGGACUGUUCUUGUUCGGAUGGACGGCUAGGACAUCUGUCCACUGGAUCGUAAGCGUCAUCGGGAUCACAAUCUACGCAACGUCGGUGUAUAUCCUACUCCAGUGUAUCUUCGUCUACGUACCGAUGUCCUAUCCACAAUAUGCCGCUUCCCUCUUCGCCGGCAACGACUUCUGUCGCUCGCUGUUCGCGUUCGGCGCUAUUCUCUUUUCGCGCCCCAUGUUUGUGGAUCUAGGCAUUGGAAAGGGGGUUAGUCUACUGGGUGGAUUGAGUGUUAUGGGAAUCAUUGGAAUGUGGCUGCUGUACUUCUAUGGCGCAAAGUUGCGCGCGAGGUCCAAGUUUGCCAUUUGAUGUCAUGGUGUAGAGACGCCGUCUGGCGCAAGAUAUGAUUGCGACAGCAAGAGAUUUUAGGAUCUUCAAGGAAAUUGAAGCUCCGUUUACCGGAAGCUAGUGAAGGAUGUAAUGGGUAUCAAGCUUUAAAAGGCUUGCUUGGUCUAUGGACUUUGAGAUGAGACAUCGGAGUAAUGGAAAAACUGAUUGUCCAUGUUAAUAUGUUGAGUAUUCGGAAGUAUAGAAGCGCUUUUUUUCUCUUGUGUCCCAAUGGGAAGUUAGAAUUAUACAACCUACUCUCCGGAAGUCGCUUUUGGACAGGUAAAGGUCUCAUGAGUUUACCAAAAAAACGUAAAGAUGGAAUAUAAUGUAAUUAUGGCUAAACAAUAAUUGAUGGAAG